Messenger RNA from Mesorhabditis spiculigera, 360 nucleotides. The record is from the annotation of a GenBank genome assembly. Lineage: Eukaryota; Metazoa; Nematoda; Chromadorea; Rhabditida; Rhabditidae.
AUGGCCAGUAAACUUCUUUGGGCGGUGGAAAAUGGCGAUUUGGAUGUGGUGCGCGAGAAUGUGAACCGUAAGAACGUUGAUGAGGUAGUGAAAGCUGGGCGGAACUCGAUGCACAUGGCGUGUGAUUAUGGACAGGUCGAGGUUGUGAAGUAUUUGAUCGAGAAUGGAGGAAAUGUCAAUCUCGCUGACAAGCACGGCAUCACCCCGCUCCUCUACGCCAUUUGGGAGAACCACAUCGAAGUGGCCAAGCUUUUGAUGGCAAAAGGCGCCAACCGGAACGUGAAGUCGCCGUUGAACGAGCCGUUGCUAGACUGUGCCACCAGCGACGAGAUGAAAGACUUGCUCAGGAAUUACAUCGCC